AUGACCCGUGGUAAUCAAAGAGAUUUGGCUCGCGCCAAAAACCAAAAAAAACAGCAAGAGAUGCAAAAAAAAAAGAAUGCUAGUGAAAAGACUGGCAUGUCUUUACAGGAAAGGAAACACAGAGAUGCUGAGCUAAUGAGAGAAAAGCAACGAAAAAAAGAGGAACAAGUAGCUGCAAAUAUAAAUACUAACCGAAAACAAACGGCAAAUUAA
Messenger RNA from Arctia plantaginis, 213 nucleotides. NCBI's taxonomy places the organism in Eukaryota, Metazoa, Arthropoda, Insecta, Lepidoptera, Erebidae. The record is from the annotation of a GenBank genome assembly.